CAUUCCUGCGCACAGCCGAAAAAGCCUUGCCGACCCACAGCUUCCAGCCUCAUCCCCACGCAUUCCCAUCGCCUCAGGCAUUACAUGGGAAGCACCAUGUCUACCGGAAGCAGCAAACCGGCGCAGUGGCCGCCCGCCACCAGGCAGCCCGACGAGCAGCUGGCCACCUUUGCGGGCGGCUGCUUCUGGUCUGUGGAGCUGGCCUUCCAGCGCGUGCCAGGCGUGGUGGCCACAGCCGUGGGAUACUCACAGGGCCACGUUGACCAUCCCACCUAUGAACAGGUGUGCAGCGGGCGGACGGGGCACACUGAGGCGGUACAGCUGACGUACCGGCCCUCAGAGGUCACCUAUGACCAGCUGUGCGACGCUUUCUUCAAGAAGAUCAACCCCAUGCAGAAGAAUGGGCAGGGCAACGAUCACGGCAGCCAGUACCGUACCGGCAUCUACUGGCACAACGAGGAGCAGCAGAAGGUGGCGCAGGCGCGGGUGGCGGCCAUCCCGGGCUGUGCAGUGGAGGCUGAGGCGUUCAAGAGCUUCUGGCCAGCAGAGGAGUAUCACCAGCAGUACCUCGAGAAGGGAGGGCGCGGCGGGCGCGGGCAGUGCGCCGCCAAGGGCUGCACAGACCCCAUCCGCUGCUACGGGUGAAGCCCAGAGCCAGCUGAUCGUCACUGAUGUGGGCUCUGCCUGCAGCUGUUGGCAGGCGCCAAAGACGCCGCGGCGGCGCAGCACGAGCCGCCUGGCAUGAGUUCAGGUGUUGCCUGGCACAGCUCAUGCACAUAAAUUUCAUGCCUUCUGCCUUUCUGAUGUGUCACUUUCUGCGGAAUGGAUGUACAAUAGCAGUGUAAUAUACUCACUG
Molecule: messenger RNA, 856 nt
Organism: Chlorella variabilis
Lineage: Eukaryota; Viridiplantae; Chlorophyta; Trebouxiophyceae; Chlorellales; Chlorellaceae
Exons: 6
Coding region: 85-645 (186 amino acids)
Biological process (GO): cellular response to oxidative stress
Cellular component (GO): cytoplasm
Molecular function (GO): peptide-methionine (S)-S-oxide reductase activity
Source: RefSeq, a predicted model, not a curated record